CUCUUUCAAACCAACCCAAAGAUUUCUCCAAAUAAAGUACUCAUCAUUAAAUCAGUAAUAAAUAUUAAUUUUAUUCCAUUUUAAUUUUUAUUUUUCCCAAGUUGAUUCAACCUCACAAUAAAUCUUACCAUUCUUUUAUAGCAAAAUGACCACACCACACCAACUUCUUCUGUCUUCUUUCAAAGUCCCAUUGGAGACACAUUUUCUCAUACCCUUUUCUUCUUUCAUCUUUUUGCUUCAGAAUAACAUUCUCACAGAAUCUUUACGCUGUAUUGUGAGCAGAGUUGGGAUGUUUGGAGGAGUAGUUUGAUAAAGUGAUGCAUCUCGAUAGAAAUUUGAACAAAGCUGUAUGUUGUGCUGUAAACUUUCAUGAUGGAGUUAAAUGCAAGUUAUGACAUCGAGCAAUUGCGUCCUAAGAAAAAAAUGGAGCAUGAUCUGUGGCCGCUAGAUCCAAUUGAUCCAAAGAAUGCAAAGUUUCCAUGUUGUUUGGUUUGGAAUCCACUUCCAGUUGUCUCAUGGUUGGCACCCUUCAUUGGUCAUGUUGGCAUUUGCAGGGAGGAUGGAACUGUUUUAGACUUUUCAGGAUCAUAUUGUGUGAAUGUUGAUGAUUUUGCAUUUGGUCCAGUAGCAAGAUACUUGGAGCUCGAUCGUAGACAGUGUUGCUUCCCCCCAAACCUGUCUGGACAUACAUGCAAGCAUGGUUACCGGCAUACUGAGUAUGGGACCGCAAUCACAUGGGAUGACGCCUUAAGGACAAGUUUACGACAUUUCGAGAGUAAAACUUACAAUCUUUUCACUUGCAACUGCCACUCAUUUGUUGCUAAUAGUCUGAAUAGGCUAUGUUAUGGUGGAUCAAUGAGUUGGAACAUGGUAAAUGUAGGAAUCUUGAUACUAUUCAAGGGUCAUUGGGUUGAUUUUUGGUCUGUUGUAAGGUCUUUCUUGCCUUUUGUUGUGGUUGUUUGCGUAGGUAUUUUCAUGGUUGGAUGGCCCUUCUUACUUGGGUUACUAUCCUUCUCUUUACUCUUAAUUGGGUGGUUUCUAUUGGGUACUUACCUAGUCAAAAGCCUAUUAGAGUGCUAGAUGUACUCUUGAAUUGAAGGAUGGUCAUGAAUUGUGUUUGUUUAAACCAAAUAAUGAUUGAUUCAAAUGACAAUAUUGCUAUUGCAACAAGAAAUAAGUGCAUUUGUGCAAACAUUUUUUUUAUUGUUGUAGAGACUACAUCUCAAGAAUUUAUUUGCUAUUGUA
Medicago truncatula (barrel medic) is the source of this 1245-nucleotide messenger RNA. Its product is annotated as protein REVERSION-TO-ETHYLENE SENSITIVITY1. Gene Ontology annotation, biological process: regulation of ethylene-activated signaling pathway; response to ethylene. The coding region runs from base 370 to 1080 and encodes 236 amino acids. Gene Ontology annotation, cellular component: Golgi apparatus; endoplasmic reticulum. The record is from RefSeq and is a predicted model, not a curated record. The transcript is spliced from 3 exons. NCBI's taxonomy places the organism in Eukaryota, Viridiplantae, Streptophyta, Magnoliopsida, Fabales, Fabaceae.